Fusarium vanettenii 77-13-4 is the source of this 441-nucleotide messenger RNA. RefSeq lists its product as uncharacterized. Bases 1 to 441 code for a protein of 146 amino acids. The record is from RefSeq and is a predicted model, not a curated record. NCBI's taxonomy places the organism in Eukaryota, Fungi, Ascomycota, Sordariomycetes, Hypocreales, Nectriaceae. The transcript has a single exon.
AUGCGUCCCGCUACUCUCCUCAGCGCUCUUACCUUUGCCACAUUCUCGGCAGCGGCGGUCAUCGACAGCCAGGGCAGUGCUGCCAUUGUUGCCCGCGGUCAUGAGAUUGAGGCUCGUGGCGACUCCUCCUUGCCCCUUAAUCAACACUUUGAAAAGAGACACCUCACUCCUCGCUGGGAGGAUGGCAGUGAGACCUUUGGGUGGCCUGCAGACUCGGUCGGCCGUGGCACCGUCGACUACCAAUUUGUGGUGACCAACCUCGGCAACAACAAGUUCCGCGUUCAACUCUACCACAGCGGCCCUGCCAACGGCCGAGAUGUCAGAUACACCUUUACCGCACCUGGCAUCUCAAUUGUCAAGACUCUGAAGCCGCGCAGCUCUACCUCUUUCGAAGUGGCCAAGUCUGGUGAUGGCUUCCAGGUCAAAAUUGAGCGUCCUUGA